GCAGCCCGCGGCCGGCCGGGGCGGCAUGGCGUCCGUGUUCCGCAGUGAGGAGAUGUGCUUGUCGCAGCUGUUCCUGCAGGUGGAGGCUGCCUACUGCUGUGUGGCCGAGCUGGGCGAGCUGGGGCUGGUUCAGUUCAAGGACUUAAAUGUGAACGUGAACAGCUUCCAAAGGAAAUUCGUGAAUGAAGUCAGGAGGUGUGAGUCCAUGGAGAGGAUCCUCCGCUUUCUGGAAGAUGAGAUAAAAAACGAGGUUGAGGUUCAGUUGCUGGAGAAGUACCCGCCGACGCCCCUCCCACGGGAAAUGAUUACCCUGGAGACUGUUCUAGAAAAACUGGAAGGAGAGUUACGGGAAGCCAACCAGAACCACCAGGCACUGAAGAAAAGCUUCCUAGAACUCACUGAACUCAAAUAUCUCCUGAAGAAAACCCAGGACUUCUUCGAGACGGAGACCAACUUGCCGGAUGACUUCUUUACCGAGGACACCUCCGGCCUCCUGGAGUUGAGAGCGAUGCCCGCGUACAUGAGCGGGAAGCUGGGGUUCACGGCUGGCGUGAUAAACAGGGAGAGGAUGGCUUCCUUUGAGAGGCUGCUGUGGCGCAUUUGCCGGGGAAAUGUCUACUUGAAGUUCAGCGAGAUGGACGUGGCUCUGGAGGACCCCGUCACGAAGGAAGACAUUAAGAAGAACAUGUUCAUCAUAUUUUAUCAAGGGGAGCAGCUCAGACAGAAGAUCAAGAAGAUCUGUGAGGGGUUUCGAGCCACCAUAUACCCCUGCCCAGAGCCUGCGGCGGAGCGCAGGGAGAUGCUGGCCGGUGUCAACGUGAGGCUGGAAGAUUUAGUCACGGUGAUAACACAGACCGAGUCUCACCGGCAGAGGCUCCUGCAAGAGGCAGCGGGCAGCUGGCACUCCUGGGUCGUCAGGGUGCAGAAGAUGAAGGCCAUUUACCACACCCUGAACAUGUGCAACAUCGACGUCACCCAGCAGUGCGUCAUCGCCGAGAUCUGGUUCCCCGCGGCGGACACCGGGCGCAUCAAGAAGGCGCUGGAGCAGGGCAUGGAACUAAGUGGCUCUUCCAUGGCCCCCAUCUUGACAGCAGUGCAGUCGAAAACAGCUCCUCCCACAUUCAACAGGACCAACAAAUUCACAGCCGGCUUCCAGAAUAUCGUAGAUGCCUAUGGUGUGGGCAACUCGGAGAUAAACCCAGCCCCCUACACCAUCAUCACCUUCCCCUUCCUGUUCGCCGUGAUGUUUGGAGACUGCGGUCACGGGACGGUGAUGCUGUUGGCGGCCCUCUGGAUGGUCCUCAACGAGAGGCGCUUGCUCGCCCAGAAGACAGACAACGAGAUCUGGAACACCUUCUUCCACGGGCGCUAUCUCAUCCUGCUCAUGGGCAUCUUCUCCAUUUACACGGGCUUCAUUUACAACGACUGCUUCUCCAAGGCGUUCAACAUCUUCGGCUCUUCUUGGAGCGUGCGGCCCAUGUUCAGAAACGGCACGUGGAACAUGGACACGCUGGAAGCAAACCCGCUUUUACAGCUGAACCCCGCCGUGCCAGGAGUGUACUCCGGAAACCCGUACCCGUUUGGGAUCGACCCGAUCUGGAACUUGGCUUCCAACAAACUGACGUUCUUGAACUCCUACAAAAUGAAGAUGUCGGUGGUCCUGGGGAUUGUGCAGAUGACGUUCGGCGUCAUUCUCAGCCUUUUCAACCACAUAUACUUCAGGAAAACGCUCAACAUCCUUCUGCAGUUUAUCCCGGAGAUGAUUUUCAUGCUGUGCCUCUUUGGCUACCUGGUCUUCAUGAUCAUUUUCAAGUGGUGCUACUACGAUGUCCACGUGUCCCGCCAAGCCCCGAGCAUCCUCAUCCACUUCAUCAACAUGUUCAUGUUUAACUACAACGACGCCUCGAACGCGCCCCUGUACGAACACCAGCAAGAAGUCCAGAGUUUCUUUGUUGUCAUGGCUUUGAUCUCCGUGCCGUGGAUGCUUCUGAUCAAGCCGUUCAUUCUCAGAGCCCAUCACCGGAAAUCCCAGCUGCAGGCGUCCAUGAUCCGAGAACACGCCCCCGAGGACAUCGAAGGUGACAACGUGAGCCCUCCCCACAGAGCAGGUGACCACGCGGACCAGGAGGACGAUGAAGAGGAGUUCAACUUUGGAGACAUAUUCGUGCACCAGGCCAUCCACACGAUCGAGUACUGCCUGGGCUGCAUCUCAAACACAGCGUCUUACCUCCGGCUCUGGGCCCUCAGCCUGGCGCAUGCAGAACUGUCGGAAGUGCUCUGGACCAUGGUGAUGAACGUCGGCCUCCGCCUGCGAGGCUGGGGAGGCCUCAUCGGGGUCUUUAUCAUCUUCGCCGUAUUUGCCGUGCUGACGGUAGCCAUCCUUCUGGUCAUGGAGGGGCUCUCCGCUUUCCUGCACGCCCUGCGGCUGCACUGGGUAGAGUUCCAGAACAAGUUCUACGUCGGGGCUGGGUACAAGUUUUCUCCGUUCUCCUUUAAAAACAUCCUGGACGGGACAGCGGAGGAGUAGCUGCGGGUCCUGUGGCUGCCGCCCCCCUUCUCUGUCAGUCUGCUCUGUAGCAGCAGCCCGGGCAAGACGGUCGGUGGAAGGAUCGUGCUCAGCCGGCCAGAGGCAGAAGCCGUGCAUUGUUUAGUUGCAAGCCUUCGGUCUGAUAGGACCUCGCCGUGUCCUAGAGGAGCUGUGCUGGCAAGUCACGUCAACCCCGUGCAGCGACCUGAUUGCUGAAUACUAAAGUGAUGGAAAAAUUGGGAGGGGGCUCGGGUGCUACACUGAUUUUUUUUCUUGCAAUAUUUUAAGUGUUAUAUU
Molecule: messenger RNA, 2824 nt
Organism: Phyllostomus discolor (pale spear-nosed bat)
Lineage: Eukaryota; Metazoa; Chordata; Mammalia; Chiroptera; Phyllostomidae
Gene: ATP6V0A4
Product: ATPase H+ transporting V0 subunit a4
Biological process (GO): proton transmembrane transport; vacuolar acidification
Cellular component (GO): plasma membrane; vacuolar proton-transporting V-type ATPase, V0 domain; vacuolar proton-transporting V-type ATPase complex
Molecular function (GO): ATPase binding; proton-transporting ATPase activity, rotational mechanism
Source: RefSeq, a predicted model, not a curated record